ACCAAGCUUGGCGAGGAAGCUGUACACGGAGUGGAGAAGGAUAGUCGAAACCUGCCAAGUUUGGAAUUCUCGCCAUCAUCAUCUCCCUUCUUCUCUUUAGAUCCAUUGUGGGAUGAGCAGCUUCUUUCUAACCCUGAUGAUUUCUCUCCAUUCAACUCAAAUGACUCUGAAGAGAUCACACUUCCAUCUAAUGUUCCCUGCACCGAAGACAAAGCGUUUACAAUUACUUCUCAUUUUCCACCAAACAAAGCCAAAAACUUAUCGAAACCUAUUUCCUCGAAUGAGAUCAAGGAACUAGAAGCCACUCCCAGUGCUAAAGAAGAAAAUCCCACAAGGAAAAAAACCUAUAGAGGGGUCAGAAAGAGGCCGUGGGGAAAAUAUGCAGCAGAAAUAAGAGAUUCCACGAGAAAUGGAGUGCGAGUUUGGCUAGGCACAUUUGAUACUGCUGAAGCAGCUGCUUUAGCUUAUGACCAAGCUGCAUUAUCCUUACAGGGCACUAAGGCUGUCCUCAAUUUUCCAGUUGAGCAAGUGAGCAAAUCACUAAAAGAAAUAAAGUGCGAUUUUGAAGAUCACUGUCGCUCCCCAGCCGAGGCGCUGAAGAAGACUCAUUCCAAAAGAAAGGCAACCAGCGGUAAAAGGAAAGGGAAAGGGUUAGCUACCAAAGACGUGGUGGUGUUCGAGGAUCUAGGAGCUGAAUACUUGGAAGAACUUUUAAGCUCUUGUGAGAGAGGUAUUCCUCUGUGA
Dovyalis caffra is the source of this 744-nucleotide messenger RNA. The record is from the annotation of a GenBank genome assembly. Lineage: Eukaryota; Viridiplantae; Streptophyta; Magnoliopsida; Malpighiales; Salicaceae.